AUGUUCACGCCGCUCCAGGGCCCGACCUUCGCCAGCAACACACGCGCCGUCUGCAUCGGCAGCGGCCGCUUCAUGCGCGCCGUGCUGGUUCCAGUGUUCCGCGCGCUUGACUCGGGCGUUGUGGUGGCGCAGACGCGCGGCACGAGCUUUGCCACUGCAUGUGCGGCUGCGAAGGGCAAGUACGAGGUGGACACCAUCGACGCGGAGGGACGCGUGGACACGUCUGUCAUUGAGCUGGAAGCGGUGGGAUCUCUGGGCGUCCCCGAGGGCCGCGCGGCGUUCCUGGAGCUCCCGGCCAAGCUGCCGCAGCUCAAGUACGUUGGCUUCGGCGUCACGGAGGCGGGACUGCAGUCGAACACUCAGGUGAUCAAGGACCUGGCGGAGUUCUUGCAGCACGCCUUCCAGGCCAUCCCAGACAACGAGCUGUCCAUUAUCAACACGGACAACUUCCCCAACAACGGCGACCACAUCAAGAAGCUCGUGCUAGAGCUGGACUGGGUCAAGGCAGCAGACGCCGCCGCAUUCCGAGCCUACUUGGAUGCCAAGGUGCACUUCCACAAUACCAUGGUGGACCGCAUCACGAACCACCGCGCUGGCGACUCGCUGGUGCCUCUCACGGAGCCGCUGCCGGCCAAGGCCAUCGCCAUCGAGGACCUGCGCGGCGCUCUGGACGCCGACAGUCUGCGCAAAAUCCCUGGCGUCCUCGUGCGCACGGACAAGUCGGAGAUCGCCAAGGACUACCUGCUCAAGUUCUCUCUGGGCAACGCGGUCAACUCGGCCAUGGUGUACCUGCUCGCGCUUUCGCGUCAGCGUACGGCCAACCAGUUCAUCAACUUCCCCAUCAUCGGCGAGUACCUGGACGCGCUGUUCGAGCAGGACAUCCUGCCAGCUCUGGUCGCUGGCGACGUAGCUGAGGCCGAAGCGCGCAAGUUCUACGCCGAGUGGCUCGUGCGCAUGAAGCACCCGCACUUCGGCCUCGACAACUUCUGGGUCUCCCAGAACGCGCUGCUGCGGGUCUACGUGCGCCUGCUCAACUCGGUGAACAUCAACAUCGCCAACGACAAGAACUACUACCCGAGCAAGUUCAUGGCCUUCGCGACUGCUGCCGCACUGCGCUUCCUCACGCCGUGGCAGGCCGACUCGAAGCGUGACGCCCCCACCGUCUUCGUCGGCCAGAUGGACCCCAUCCAGAACUGCGCACCGAUCUUCUCGCUCACCGAGAAGACCUGGAACUACGACACCGAUCUGACGGCCAACCUCUCGACGGGCAAGUACGAGUUUGACGACGGCGAGAAUGGCCGAGUGUCUCGCCUGCUGUGGCGCGCGAGCCAGCAGGUGCUUGAAGCCAGCAAGAGCAGCAGCUACGACUUCCCCAAGUCCGAUCGUGCGGAGUCCUCGUCCGAGGUCUCCAGCGGCGUCGGCGUGGCCGUCGCCAGCGUGCUCAGCUCCGUCAAGGGCUUCGACCUCACCAACGACGCCUACGCCUCGUUCGCCGCCGACGUGGCCGCACUGUACCAGCGCCUCGUGUCGGGCAAGCAGACCGCGCUCGAGACUCUCGAGGACGUGCUGCGCAACCACCAGACCAGCGAGUACCUGGCCACCAAGGAGGAGGUGGCGACGUUCGUGCGCGAGGCCGUGGCCAGCGUGCAAAUCAUCGACGUGCACACGCACCUGUUCCCCCCGAGCCACGGCAAGCUCAUGCUGUGGGGCGUGAACGAGCUGCUGACGUAUCACUACCUGGUGGCCGAGUUCCUGCAGACGGCGCCCAUGCAGGUGGAGGAGUUCAACACGUACUCGAAGGAGCAGCAGGCCGGGCUCAUCUGGCAGCACCUGUUCGUGGACCGGUCUCCCGUGUCGGAGGCGUGCCGCGGCGUGCUGACGACGCUGCACUUGCUGGGUCUCGACCACCUCGUGGCCAAGCGCGACCUGCGCGCCAUCCAGGAGUGGUUCAAGCAGCAGGACGCCGAGGAGUACGUGGACACGGUGUUCCGCCUGUCGGGCCUCAAGUACGCCGUGAUGACCAACAUCCCGUUCGAGCCCGAGGAGGCUCGCCACUGGCUGGGCGACCCGGCCUCCAACACGCCGCCGCCCGCGUGGUCGCGCAAGUACUUCCGCUCGGCGCUGCGCGUGGACCAGAUCCUGCUGGGCGACUGGGCGUCCAUCGGCCCCACGCUGGACGUGUUCAAGCUGCCGCACACUCUGGCGGGCGUGCGCGCGCUGCUGGAGAAGUGGAUCGACAUCAUGCAGCCCGAGUACUUCAUGUCGAGCGUGCCCAUUUCGUUCGAGUACCCGGACGAGAACGCGCUUGCGACUAGCGCUGGCGAGCUGCCGAACGGCGCGGAGCUGCUGCUGCAGGUGCUGCUGCCUUUGGCCGAGGAGAAGAAGCUGCCGAUCGCGCUCAAGUUCGACAGCGUGCGGCCGAUCAACGCCCGCCUGGGCGUGGCCGGCGACGGCGUGAAGCCCUGCGACGUGGACAUCCUGAUCAAGCUGUGCCGCAACUUCCCCAAGGUCAAGUUCCUGGCCACGUUCCUGUCGCGCGUGAACCAGCACGAGGUGACGGUGACGGCCAACAAGUUCCGCAACCUGCACCUGUACGGCUGCUGGUGGUACUGCAACAACCCGUCGAUCAUCGAGGAGCUGACGCGCAUGCGCAUCGAGAUCCUGGGCACGGCGUUCACGAGCCAGCACUCGGACGCGCGCGUGCUGGACCAGCUCAUCUACAAGUGGCGCCACUCGCGCGACAUCAUCGGCGAGGUGCUCGUGGACAUGUACGAGAAGCUCUUCGCGACGGGCUGGAAGGUGUCCAAGAGCGACAUCCAGCGCGACGUGCAGCGGUUGUUCGGUCUCAGCUACGAGGAGUUCAUGGCCAAGGAGAUGUGA
Molecule: messenger RNA, 2880 nt
Organism: Phytophthora sojae
Lineage: Eukaryota; Oomycota; Peronosporomycetes; Peronosporales; Peronosporaceae
Exons: 4
Coding region: 1-2880 (959 amino acids)
Molecular function (GO): oxidoreductase activity, acting on the CH-OH group of donors, NAD or NADP as acceptor
Source: RefSeq, a predicted model, not a curated record